Molecule: messenger RNA, 4458 nt
Organism: Manis javanica (Malayan pangolin)
Lineage: Eukaryota; Metazoa; Chordata; Mammalia; Pholidota; Manidae
Gene: PSMA4
Product: proteasome 20S subunit alpha 4
Biological process (GO): ubiquitin-dependent protein catabolic process
Cellular component (GO): proteasome core complex; proteasome core complex, alpha-subunit complex
Source: RefSeq, a predicted model, not a curated record
GGCGGGCCCUCAGGUGCAGUUGUGCGCUUUCUCCGGCGGGGUAAGGUGUUCAGGUGCGGAUCUCGGCUCUUUAGUGUCUCCUGUCCGGAAUUAAAGUACAGAAAACAUGUCUCGAAGAUAUGACUCCAGGACCACUAUAUUUUCCCCAGAAGGUCGCUUGUACCAAGUUGAAUAUGCCAUGGAAGCUAUUGGACAUGCAGGCACCUGUUUGGGAAUUUUAGCAAAUGAUGGUGUUUUGCUUGCAGCAGAGAGACGCAACAUCCACAAACUUCUUGAUGAAGUCUUUUUUUCUGAAAAAAUUUAUAAACUGAAUGAGGACAUGGCUUGCAGUGUGGCAGGCAUAACUUCUGACGCUAAUGUUCUGACUAAUGAACUGAGGCUCAUUGCUCAAAGGUAUUUAUUGCAGUAUCAAGAACCAAUUCCUUGUGAGCAGUUGGUCACAGCGCUGUGUGAUAUCAAACAAGCUUAUACACAGUUUGGAGGAAAACGUCCCUUUGGUGUUUCAUUGCUUUACAUUGGCUGGGAUAAACACUAUGGCUUUCAGCUCUAUCAGAGUGACCCUAGUGGAAAUUAUGGGGGAUGGAAAGCCACAUGCAUUGGAAAUAAUAGCGCUGCAGCUGUAUCCAUGUUAAAACAAGACUACAAAGAAGGAGAAAUGACUUUGAAGUCAGCACUUGCUCUAGCUAUUAAAGUCCUAAAUAAGACCAUGGAUGUUAGUAAACUUUCUGCUGAAAAAGUGGAAAUUGCCACACUAACAAGAGAGAAUGGGAAGACAGUCAUCAGGGUCCUCAAACAAAAGGAAGUAGAACAGCUGAUCAAAAAACAUGAGGAAGAAGAAGCUAAAGCUGAGCGUGAGAAGAAAGAAAAAGAACAGAAAGAAAAAGAUAAAUAGUAGACAAAGUCAGGGAUUUUAUCAUUCAUUCGGGGUACCAUUUCAGUGUAAAAGCUGUCCUACUCUUCCACAUUGAGAAAGCUUUGACUUUUUUAAACUUGUGUAGUGGUAAAAUAGGAUGGUACCAGCUGAAUUGGGUCAUUAUUUCUGUCCAGUUGAACAUUGUAAUAAUGAUUACUCUUCAUGGACAUAUUUAGACUCUGCCCCUCUUCUUCUUUGGAAUAAAACUUGGAAAGAAUAGAAAUGGCGAGGGAAAAAAUUCUGUGUAGCAAUAUUUAUUAAAGAUACCAGGAUUAACAGAGCCAUGACCUUUUCAUGCUUUAUGUAUACUGUGGCAGCCUUUGCAGGUACUUCUAAAUAGGAUGUUAAAAUUGACAGAAGUGUGACAUCAUAAAAAAAGGUGAGAAUUGUGCAUUAAAGGUUUCCUUUGCUGUCAUUCUUCUACCAUCUUAGAGAAUCUCUAACCCAAUUUAAGCAAAACAGAGAUGCCCUUUUCUUAGGCCUCUGAUAGGGUAAUAACAGAUGAGGUCUAUCCAGUGUGUUAAGAAUUACAUUCCUCUGCUAGGUAUUGCCAGCCUUUGAUGUUGAUGGAUAUUCAUGUUGGACUUAAAAAUUGUGCAUUUGUGUGUGCACAUUACAUUUGUGUACACAUAAACUACUAUAAAACAUGAAAGGAUAAUUAAAAUGAAAGCCCUCUAUAUCCAAUACCCAGCUUCAGAAACAAACUAUUCAGUACUUCUGAAGCCUCCAUUAGAUCUCCUUCCUCUCGAUACCCAAGAGAUAACCACUGUUUUGGGUUUGUCAUUGCACUUACUAGGGUUUUUACACUGGUUUUCUGCCCAUCUACUCCAGGUGGUCUUAGGUCUGUCAGAGAACCCCACUUCUUUUAACUGAGGUGGGCAUAUCCAUCAGGCUGGCCAGAUAACCCAUCUCUGUAUCCAGGGAUUGGUUUGAGAAUGAACAUGUGGGCUGAGCCAAGCCAGUAUUAAUGUGUAGGUAUGAGGAGAAUGCUGAGGAUCCUGUAGCUAGGACAGGCUGUUCACAGACAGCAACCCAAGCCACAGGAAAGGUGGUGUGCAGAAGAAAUUAAGGCCACAGAGGAAAAGUGGAACCAAGAGGUAAGAAUAGUUCAGCUUUGGCUGAAGGGACCUCCAUUGCCAGCCUGUGCCGUCAUAUGUCACUUAGGUUGGUGUGCUUAUGAUAGAGUCCUCUUUGAUAGAAGUGCUAUUGAGCAGUGGUCUGUGGACAGAAAGAUUUAGCAUAACUUGGGGUUUGUUAGAAUUGGAAAUUGUGGUGUCCCAUCCCAGACCUACUGAAUAAACAGGAGAGCCCAGCAAUCUGUUUUAACAAGCUCUGCAUGUGUUUCUAAUGUGUCCUAGGUUUGAGAAGUGCUUUGCUAAGUUAGAAUCACCAGGUCAGUUCUUAAAUUAUAGAGCUGUACUCCAUACCGGUCAAAUCAACCUCUGGGGUAGGACUCUCAUAUUAGCACUUAUCUAAGUGUUUCCAGAUGAUACAUGUGGAGACUGAGGUAUGAGAGCCAGUGCACUGAGCCAUAGCUUAGGCUUCUCAGCUGUUGUCAAACAGGAGAUCCCAUCCUAAUCCCUCAUAAGUGCUCUUAAGGAAUAGAAGUGUUUCACAGUUUUCUGCAAAGACAACCUCACAUGGUGGUGUUCAGGUGGGACUUCAACCUCACAAGGUGUUUCCAAGUCCCACUGACAUAGUGCUUUUUCAGUCUUAUAAAUUUCUCUUUUACUCUAAUUUAUUCACUUGAUUCAUAUUAUUCUUGGUGGCUAUACUCUAUAGUCACAGUGAACACUGAAUUAGCAAAUACUGAACCAUUGUUCCUAGGGGAAAUACUAGGUUAGGUUCCUCUGGGCCUCUGAUCACACUAUUUUCAUCUGCUGAUCAUUAUAUAACUUUUUAUGUGUGUUUCUGUUGUUUAAAGACAAUUUAAUAUACAUUGUUAAUUCAUUAAUACUGAACUCAUGGCCAACAGCACUAAAACUCAUGCUUAAGUGAAGCUUAUCUAAUAGAUCUACUUUGUCCAUAGAUCACAUCAAGCCUUCUUGCACUUAAGAACACUAGCCAGCCAUAGCAACUCAUUGACAUUCAUUUACAUCUCAUUGACCACACUUACCACAAUUAAUAGAACCAUCAUCUACACAAAUUAUUAAGUGACUCCCAUUUUAAAAACAUGUUUGUGGCUACUACUACUGAGUCAGUAAAAAAACCAUGUUCCAAGAUUAAAGGUGGUAUUCUAAUUAGGUAUAAGCACAUUGUUACCUACCUGUAAUGUUUCAAUUAUCUCUUUAAUUCCAUCAAUUACAACAAUGGAAUCAGAGUUAUAAGGACCUUUCAACAUAAUCUACUCUCAGUCUUCUUACUAUUAAGUAUCAUGUAUCACAGGUAAACAAGUUAAAUUUCAUCUCUAAAUGCCCCUGAUUGAGCUAUGACCAAGAACCCUGAUAGAAACCUCACAUUUGAUUUAGAACUCUUGGCUCCUGAGACAACAAGCCUUAUCAUUUAUAGUAAGUAACCCAUCUAAGUUCAAAUCAAUACUCUUUGGAAGGCAGUGGGGAUCCUGUCAAAUUUGCAUUUUAUUGUAGGCAGGUGUUUAAUGCCAUUUAAUGAGUGAAAGUCUGGUUUGAUGAAUUUAAAUGGCCUGUUAGCUAUCUUAGCAUUAUCUUAGCAUGUGUACAACUCUGAUACCUCAUAUAUCCAUUACUAUAAAAAUUUUUAUGCAUAGAUUUAUAGAAAUUUUUCUUUUGACUUACGAGUCACUGGGUUGCAAUUUUAUGUUUUAUUUUUGCAUAGGAAAAACAUCAAAAUGACUAGUGAGAAGAUUAAUAUUAUCUGACUCAUCAUUUCUUGCUAGUGGUUAUUCAGAUUCAGAAGUGUAUGGGAUACUUCCUUAAUAAUUAGUCUAAAGCAGUGGUUCUCAACUGGGAACAAUUUUUCUCUCAAAUAGAAAUUUAAUAAUUUUUGGAGACAUUUUUGAUGGUCACAGCUGGCAAGGGACAGAGUAUGUUACUGGUGUCUAGUGGGUAGAGAUCAUGGUACUACUGUAGACCCUACAAUGUACAGGACAGUCCCCCCAACACAGAAGCAUCCAACCAAAAACGUCAUUAGUGCUAAGGUUGAGAAACCUUGUGCUGAAGUCUCAUUAAUGAUGAUGUGUGACGAGGCAUAAUUUCUCAUAGUAUGAUUUAGAAUUAUGUAAGAUAGAUAGUUGAGACCCUUCACAAUGGAGGUAUGGCCCUUAGACUCUUGAAAAACAGUACAGAACAAGAAGUGUGUGGUAAGAAAUGGUAAUAAUGGGGUAUUGUUGAAAUUGUGCGAAAUCUCAAGGAGAUAUGGAAUAAAUAAGAAUAACCUUGGAAAUCUAUUGUUAUUGAUACUGAACCAAUAUCAGUUGGUUAUAGUUUUCAAAUUUAGCCCAUUUUUACAUGUUUCAUAGCACAGCACACUACUUAUCACUGUAGAAGAAUUAUAUUUUGACAUGUUUUCACCUUAACAAAAAGGCUGGCUAAAUGUUCAUUUAUCCAUAAUAAAUACUUCAACAUUUU